Nanorana parkeri is the source of this 1134-nucleotide messenger RNA. RefSeq names its product apoptosis and caspase activation inhibitor (gene AVEN). The transcript has 6 exons. Gene Ontology annotation, biological process: negative regulation of G2/M transition of mitotic cell cycle. Lineage: Eukaryota; Metazoa; Chordata; Amphibia; Anura; Dicroglossidae. The coding region runs from base 127 to 993 and encodes 288 amino acids. The record is from RefSeq and is a predicted model, not a curated record.
UCAGGAACCACGCGUCGCUACAGCUGUUUCUUAGGGAAGUAUUUUCCCGCUGACACCGCGCUCUAUUUGAAGAGAAGUCCCAGGACGGGGGACAAUUUAUUGGUUGCACCAGCUCAACCUGCGAAGAUGGAACGUGACCGUGGUAGACACCGCAGGGGGGGUGGCGGCAGGAGGCCGUAUCGGGGCCGUGGCUCGGGAGGUGACCGGGAGUACGUGCAUAGAGGGCAGAGGGGACCAGUCCGCGAGCGCACGGCACCCCCUGAGGCCGAGAAGCAGGAUGUGGAGGAUGCUGGUGAGACCCAAGAAGUGAACAAUGAGCAGUCUACUGGAUUCUCUAAGAGAAAGAUACUUUCCAACUGGGAUCGCUAUGAAGCUACAGAAAAAAAGGCAGAUAAUGAAGUGUUGCAGCGUGGGACAGAUUACAACGUCCUACUCAGCUCUGCAGGAGAUUCCUUCACCCAGUUCCGGUUUGCGGAUGAGAAGGAGUGGGGUGCUGAGAGUGGGAGCAGUACAAAGGAUUCCUUGGUUUAUCUGGAUAGCCAGGGUCUUAUAAGCGCUCUGCAGGAAUUGCCUCUCCACCUCAGACUGAAUGUGGAAGCUGAUCUUGUUCAGGAGGAAUUGCCUCAAGAGCUUCCACAGAUGACACUAAAGAGUGGAUCAAACAUGGCACAAGCUUACAUUGUGCAGAAAAGUUCUCCAACUAUUGGGGCAGCAACUCAAGAGUCAGAUCCUCUAUCAAAAGACAAAUCUUCCAAUAAUCCCUCUCUGCCGGGCCUGGAUGAGGAACUGGACUUCCUGCUUAAGCUGGAGGCACCUGUCAGAGAAGGAAUGGUGGAAUUUCCUGAUCAAGUCCAAGAGCAUGACCAGCAGUUGUCGCUUGAAGAGCCUACAACCCCUACCUUGACAGAUGAUGUCUGCUUAGCUGCUGAGGAGAAGCACCAAGCUGUAACUCCUGAGGAUCUGGAAGACUGGCUGGACAGUAUGAUUGCCUGAUGACAGGCAGCCACAGCAGAAUUGUGACUUAAGCCACAGCAAGCUGACUGCGCCUGGGAAUUAGGACUGUGUGUCUACCGAAAAUAAGUCUGCCCUGCCUUUUACGUAGUGAUUAGUUGGCUUUAUAUAUCAUGGGAUAUU